Theileria annulata is the source of this 2082-nucleotide messenger RNA. RefSeq names its product enzyme, putative. The record is from RefSeq and is a predicted model, not a curated record. Lineage: Eukaryota; Apicomplexa; Aconoidasida; Piroplasmida; Theileriidae. The transcript has a single exon. Gene Ontology annotation, molecular function: 3'-5'-RNA exonuclease activity. Bases 1 to 2082 code for a protein of 693 amino acids.
AUGAUUUUAUCAUCGCAAAUUACCACUAAGCUAAUCAAUAGGCGAAUUUUUCACAAUUCAAACUUUAUUUCUAAUUUUUACACAAAUCGUACUACCUAUCGUAGUUUAUCCAAUAGUAAAAUUUAUAAUAAAUCCAAUAAUAAAAUUGAUGAUAAUGAUAUAAAGCAUAGCAACAAAUUCAGUAAAAUGUUAUCGAAAGUGGUAAAUCAGCGUAAUAUAAUGACACAGGCGUGUCUUUUACAUAGUGUUAAGUCAUCCAUUUCGUCAUCAAUUAUUUCAAACUCCUCAAUUAACGCCCAAGAUGAAGCUGUUAAUGGCUGUGAGAACUGUGAAAACGAUGAUAAAGAUGAGGCUGACGAACGAUUGCCCAGACUUUGGCAUUAUUUAACUCAACCCCAGCCCAUUUCCUCAACUAUGGUUAAUACAAAUAAUAUCGCCAAUAAUUUAAAAACUAUUGAUAAUGGCGUUAGUAGUAACGACAACCGUAGUUUUAGAGUAAUGAGCUUUAACGCGUUAGCCCAGAGUUUGGUGGAUGAUAAGUAUGCGCAAAACGACAAGAGAACGAUGAGUUGGGAAUACCGUAGGGAAGAAAUUUUGAGUGAGAUCUCACAGUCGAAUUCUGACCUUUUGUGUUUCCAGGAAAUUGACGAACGGGACUACGUUGAGUUCUUCAAGCCCAAAACUGAAGCUAUGGGUUAUAAUUCCGUAUACAAGCGUAAGCUCCAGGACAAGCUCGACGGGGUUUUAACUCUGUACAGGAGCCAGAGGUACAGACUUUUACUCAAAAAUGAACUUGAAUUCUGCUCACAACGACCUGAUUUCGAUAAACCGCAAGUGGCACUCAUUCUGGCACUAGUUGAUCUACGCUCUAGCAACUCAGUUGAUGCUAAUGACUCUGCAGAAAAUCUGGAAAGAUCUGAUGAUACUAAGAGUAAAGGCAAUGAGAUUAGUGAAUCCGAUGUGUUGGUUCUAACGAAUACACAUUUGAUAUUUAACAAGAGCAGAGGAGAUAUUAAACUGUACCAACUGUGUAACUUGCUCAAGGGCAUUCAGAAGACAAUUGAAUUGAUUAAUUCAUCUGAAAGCGCUAUUAAGUUUACUGAGCCAUUGGUAGAAACUUUUAGCUUGGGUGUAAAAUCAACAAUUUCAGUCACUCAGGAGUACAAACACUGGGUAGCCAGUCGUGUGAGAAAGUCAGAGCCCUCUGUAAUUAUCUGCGCCGACUUUAACAUUACCCCUCAGAGCCUUAUUUAUAACUUAAUUUUCAACGGUUUUGCGCCUCUGAGGAACAGUAACCGCAGAGUACUCUCCGGUCAAUAUCUAAUGUUCGAUAAUACAUAUUUAACUGCCUCAACAGGACAUAACGAAUCUGGUGAAACUCUAGGCAAUGCCAAACACUACAUUUCCGAUAUUUAUUCCACUAAAAAUAAGGAUAAAGCUAUUCAUAGUAAUAAGGAUAAAACUAUAGAGAGUGAGACUUUAGGAAGUGUUUUCACCAAUAACCAUUCCAAUGCUGAGGAAACAGUUAAAGCCUGUAAUGGUAAUUCGGAUGAAAUGCCCGAGAAUAAUAACUGGUAUGAAGAAAUUGGAAUUGAUGAAGAGUUUAAAGUUAAGCCGAAUCACGUUAGUUCUGAGGCAGUAGAAGAUUUCAUUAAUCUCAUAAAGCCCAAAUCAACUGAUUUGUCACGUGAAUUUGCCAAUAAACUUUCAUUAAUCUCAUCUAAUGGCGCUAGCAAUGGUGAUACUACUUCUAAUGGUGUUGAUAAUAACAACAUUGGCAGUGGAGAUGUGAUAUAUUGUCCCUUUAAGUUGUCAAGCGCUUACGCAAUGGGUGAUAGCUUUAAUUCUGAGCCAGCGUUUACUGCUUUUCACGGAUGGCAGCGAGGUUGCGUUGAUUACAUUUGUUACGACCCAAACUUUGUUCAGUUGGAGGCCAUCUACGAAAUGCCCCAAUACUCACAAGUUAAACGAAAUGGUGACUUACCACAUAAGGUACUCCAUUACAAUAUUUGGUUAAACAGAUGUGGUUAUAUAGUUAUAUCCCAUACGGAACUAUUUAUUCUGCAAUUAUAUAUCCUUUAG